Messenger RNA from Blepharisma stoltei, 1219 nucleotides. Lineage: Eukaryota; Ciliophora; Heterotrichea; Heterotrichida; Blepharismidae. The record is from the annotation of a GenBank genome assembly.
AUGGGCACAGCAUGCUGCACAAAUCGAUCAUCAGUUCGAGUAGCAGAUGUUCAGAAUAUUCCACAGCACCCUAACUCUCCUAACAAUCCCUAUAGCAUUUUAUAAUAAAAUAAUUUUUUUAAUUUAAAAAUAAUACUCUGAUGUAAGGAAAAUAGAUCAAUUGACUCAAAUCAGCACGAACUUCUUCGUCGUCAAAAAAGUCAACUCUUCCAAAGUGAAGGAGCAGAUUCAACUUUUAUAGAGAUAAGUACACCAAGAACAGGGAAGUUAAUCAAAUGGAAACGUGGAGAUUUAAUUGGUGAAGGAGCUUAUGCCAAAGUAUAUCAAUGUUUGAAUAUUGAAACAGGCGAGCUUUUUGCUGUUAAACAUUUCACAGUAACCUUUAUCUAGCUAAGUGAUGAUAUAAAAAAAAUUGAAAGAGAAUUCUAUAACAUGAAAAAGGAAGUUUCACUACUAAGAGAUCUGAACCAUAAGAAUAUUAUUAAAUAUUAUCAAACAGAACUCUCUGAAGAUUUAUCCUUUGUUAAAUAAUAUAAUUGCUUCUUAUUUUAUAUAAAAUUUAAGAUUUUUUUCUAGAAAUUAGGCAGAUUCUUAUUAAGAUAGUAUAAAUUGCAUUGAUGUAAUGCUUGAAUAUAUCCCAGGAGGCUCUUUAAAACAAAUAUUACAAAAAUACCACCACCUUGAAGAAACCAUAAUAAAAUCAUAUGGAAAACAACUCCUAGAAGGCCUUGGCUAUUUGCAUGCAAAUGGCAUUGUUCAUCGAGAUUUAAAGUCAGCCAACGUCUUAAUUUCUACCAAAGGCGUUGUUAAAUUAACUGAUUUUGGGUCAUCAAAAAAAUUCGAAGAUUUAGACGAGCAGCUUUCAAAAUCCCUAAAAGGAAGUCCUUAUUGAAUGGCCCCAGAAGUUGUCAGAAGAGAAGGCCACACUUUUUCAGCUGACAUUUGGUCAUUUGGAUGCCUACUUAUUGAAAUGUUUAAUGGCAGCCCGCCUUGAUCUAAUUAUUCAAGAAACGCAAAAGAGGUAUUACGGAUGAUUUCUGCGCCUGAUAAUUUUCCAGACAUUCCAGAACAGUGCUCAAAUUCGCUUCAUGAUUUAAUUUGUAAAUGCUUAAAAAGAAACCCAUUAGCAAGACCUACUGCCAAAGAGAUUUUGAAUCAUGAAUUUUUCGUGACUGAUGAAAAUUUGCAUGAUAAUUCGUCUACUGGGCUAAUUGGGUAA